Nannospalax galili (Upper Galilee mountains blind mole rat) is the source of this 4574-nucleotide messenger RNA. RefSeq names its product adaptor related protein complex 2 subunit alpha 2 (gene Ap2a2). Gene Ontology annotation, molecular function: clathrin-cargo adaptor activity. Bases 150 to 2969 code for a protein of 939 amino acids. Gene Ontology annotation, biological process: clathrin-dependent endocytosis; intracellular protein transport. The record is from RefSeq and is a predicted model, not a curated record. Gene Ontology annotation, cellular component: membrane coat; AP-2 adaptor complex. NCBI's taxonomy places the organism in Eukaryota, Metazoa, Chordata, Mammalia, Rodentia, Spalacidae. The transcript has 22 exons.
GUCGUGCGUGCGCGCGUGCGCGGGCCAGAGAGCGGCGCUCGGGGCCCGAGGCGGCUGCGGCGAGGCGGUUCCGCGCUUCAGGCUCCGCGCCUUGACGCCCGCGUCCGCACUGCUCCGCCCGCUGCCCAGGCCGCUCCCGGGGCGCCAAGAUGCCGGCCGUGUCCAAGGGGGACGGGAUGCGGGGCCUGGCGGUCUUCAUCUCUGACAUCCGCAACUGCAAAAGUAAAGAAGCAGAAAUAAAGAGGAUAAACAAGGAGCUGGCGAACAUUAGAUCCAAAUUUAAAGGUGACAAGGCCCUCGAUGGCUACAGUAAGAAGAAGUAUGUCUGCAAGUUGCUCUUCAUCUUCCUCCUUGGUCACGACAUUGACUUUGGCCACAUGGAAGCUGUGAAUCUGCUGAGCUCGAAUAGAUACACGGAAAAACAGAUUGGUUACCUUUUCAUCUCCGUGUUGGUGAACUCAAACAGUGAGCUGAUCCGCUUGAUCAACAAUGCCAUCAAGAAUGACCUGGCCAGUCGCAACCCUACCUUCAUGGGCCUGGCCCUGCACUGCAUUGCCAAUGUUGGCAGCCGUGAGAUGGCCGAGGCCUUUGCUGGGGAGAUUCCCAAGAUCCUUGUGGCGGGGGACACCAUGGACAGUGUGAAGCAGAGUGCGGCCCUCUGCUUGUUGCGCCUGUACAGGACGUCACCUGACCUCGUUCCCAUGGGUGACUGGACGUCCCGAGUGGUACACCUCCUCAAUGACCAGCACUUGGGUGUAGUGACUGCUGCCACCAGCCUCAUCACCACACUGGCCCAGAAGAACCCCGAGGAGUUCAAGACUUCUGUCUCCCUAGCUGUCUCCCGGCUGAGCAGAAUCGUGACAUCUGCGUCAACGGAUCUUCAGGAUUAUACUUACUACUUCGUCCCAGCUCCUUGGCUGUCAGUCAAACUUCUGAGACUGCUACAGUGCUACCCGCCCCCAGAAGACCCUGCGGUACGUGGCCGCCUGACUGAAUGCUUAGAGACCAUCCUGAACAAGGCCCAGGAACCACCUAAGUCCAAGAAGGUCCAGCACUCAAAUGCUAAGAACGCUGUGCUGUUUGAGGCCAUCAGCCUGAUCAUCCAUCAUGACAGCGAGCCCAACCUUCUAGUCCGUGCCUGCAACCAGCUGGGCCAGUUCCUGCAGCACCGGGAGACCAACCUGCGCUACCUGGCUCUGGAGAGCAUGUGCACUCUGGCCAGCUCCGAGUUCUCCCAUGAGGCUGUCAAGACCCACAUUGAGACCGUCAUCAAUGCCUUGAAGACUGAACGGGACGUGAGCGUGAGACAGCGGGCAGUAGACCUACUCUACGCCAUGUGUGACCGCAGCAAUGCCCAGCAGAUUGUGGCUGAGAUGCUGAGCUACCUAGAGACGGCUGACUACUCCAUCCGAGAGGAAAUUGUGCUGAAGGUGGCCAUUCUGGCUGAGAAGUAUGCGGUGGACUAUACCUGGUAUGUGGACACCAUCCUCAACCUCAUCCGCAUCGCAGGUGACUAUGUGAGUGAAGAGGUGUGGUACCGCGUCAUCCAGAUUGUCAUCAACCGUGAUGACGUGCAGGGCUAUGCUGCCAAGACAGUGUUUGAGGCACUGCAGGCUCCAGCAUGCCACGAGAACCUGGUCAAAGUGGGCGGCUACAUCCUAGGGGAGUUUGGAAACUUGAUAGCUGGGGACCCACGAUCCAGCCCUCUGAUCCAGUUUAACCUGCUCCACUCCAAGUUCCACCUGUGCAGCGUCCCUACCCGGGCACUCUUACUGUCCACCUACAUCAAGUUCGUGAACCUCUUUCCAGAGGUGAAGGCUACCAUUCAAGAUGUAUUGCGCAGUGACAGCCAGCUUAAGAAUGCGGAUGUGGAGCUGCAGCAGCGGGCUGUGGAGUACCUGCGACUGAGUACCGUUGCCAGCACUGACAUCCUGGCAACUGUCCUAGAGGAAAUGCCACCCUUCCCUGAGCGUGAGUCCUCCAUCUUGGCCAAGCUGAAGAAGAAGAAAGGCCCAAGCACUGUGACUGACCUGGAGGAGACCAAACGGGAACGGAGCGUCGAUGUGAAUGGGGGCCCCGAGCCCGUCCCAGCUAGCACCAGUGCUGCGUCCACGCCUUCUCCUUCUGCAGACCUGCUGGGUCUGGGGGCCGCUCCUCCCGCCCCCUCGGGGCCCGCUCCCUCCUCUGGAGGCGGGCUGCUGGUAGAUGUCUUCUCAGACUCGGCCUCUGCCGUUGCACCUCUUGCUCCCGGCUCUGAAGACAACUUUGCCAGGUUUGUUUGUAAAAAUAAUGGUGUGUUGUUUGAAAACCAACUGCUUCAAAUUGGACUGAAGUCUGAAUUUCGGCAAAAUCUAGGCCGAAUGUUCAUAUUUUAUGGUAACAAGACCUCCACGCAGUUCCUAAACUUCACACCGACACUAAUCUGUGCAGAUGACCUUCAGGCUCAUCUGAACCUGCAGACCAAGCCCGUGGACCCAACUGUGGAUGGGGGUGCACAGGUGCAGCAGGUGGUCAACAUCGAGUGUGUGUCUGACUUCACAGAAGCUCCUGUCCUCAACAUCCAGUUCAGGUAUGGCGGCACCUUCCAGAAUGUGUCUGUCAAGCUGCCCAUUACACUCAACAAGUUUUUCCAGCCCACAGAAAUGGCUUCUCAGGAUUUUUUUCAACGUUGGAAGCAGCUGAGCAAUCCACAACAGGAAGUGCAGAACAUCUUCAAAGCAAAGCAUCCGAUGGACACAGAAAUCACUAAAGCAAAGAUUAUUGGAUUUGGUUCUGCGCUCCUUGAAGAAGUUGAUCCUAACCCUGCAAAUUUUGUGGGUGCUGGCAUCAUACACACCAAAACCACCCAGAUCGGCUGCUUGCUGCGCCUGGAGCCCAAUCUGCAAGCCCAGAUGUACCGACUCACUCUGCGGACGAGCAAAGAUACUGUCUCUCAGAGACUAUGUGAAUUGCUGUCAGAACAGUUCUAAUCCACAGGCCAGAAGAUCAGGCUCAUGUGUUUGUGCGUCUCUCUUGUCUCUACCGUUUGUCCUCGUACACUGCAGAUAAACACCCCUUGUCUGAAAACUGCCAUGCAAGGCACCUCCAGCCCCGCACCUCCAGCCGGCCCCUGGGGUGUGGAGGGAAUGCAGGACACAGUUGGAGAAGGGCUGCAGCAGGCCUGCCCCAUCAGGGAAGGGUGCCUGGGCCUGUAAAGCAAGGCAGCCCUGUGCUAACCUACAAAUUAAAGGGAAAUUAGACAUUUGAACGAAAGUGGAAAUUUUUGUUCAAAUUUUAUUAAAAUGCCACUCACUUGAUCUCAGAGCCCAGGAAUAGUGCCAUGUGCUUGUAGAAUUAAUGCUGGGUUGUGGCCAUGCUGGAUGGUGACAGCAGUGGCUGGAGGCAUGUGACCCCAUGGGCAGUGUAUCCUAGGGUUUGCUGGAGCAUGACCUGAUAGUGCUGGAAGUGCUUGUGUUUGUGACCAUUGGCAAACCCCUUGCCCCACUCACUGAGGACAGUCCUGUGCCCAGCACCCCAGUGUUCUUGAAGUGACAUUUGUGACAUUUGUACCACUUAUUUGAGACUUAGGUUUACAUCUUGGUGGACAGCGGGUUCCUGGUGGCUCUGGAGGACAUGGCAUCACACACCCUUUGUUAUGGCGACUGCACUGACUCUGGUUCAUUCUGGGCACUGGAGAGUUGAGUGGGGUGGUGGAGUGAGACUUCCUAAGGAGUACUUAUCUCCAGACGGUCUUGCGGGGGCCUCAGUGCUGCAUUCCUGCUCCUGUGCAGCCCUGGCUUGAUGUUGGGUGGUGGAGGGAGGCCCAGGUAUGGUCAGAAAGUGGGAGGCUGAAGACUGCAGCCCAGGCAGGUGCUGUGUCAGGGGGCACUGGGCCAUUAGCUCGAGUGCUAUGGCUCAUGGCUUAUCUUUCUGUGGCAUUGCACUGUAUAUAAAGCCUGUUGGGGAAGAGCAGUGACCAGGGCAGAGGCCUCGGGGAGGCCCCUGGGAGAUGACGCCUGGGAUUGGCACACAUCCUGCUGCGGAAGUUUGAACACAUGGUGGUGGUGGUGGUGCCCCUUGCUCACCAGAGCACCAGGCAUGGUCAUAUAUACAUAAGGUCCUUUGCCUUAGCCUCAGGCCAGCAGCCUUCCAUGGCUGGUCUGAGGAUAGCUGCAGGGUCCUAUCCCACUGAAGCUCCUUCAGUCCCAUUCAGAACAACCAUGCUGCUUACUGGCCCUCGUGUUCCAUGAAGCCCGUGGUCUGGCUCUUGACUAUCUUCACUGCUAUGACACAGGCUUGUGCUACAGAUGGACUGUCUGGCCGAGGCCACGACAAGCCUCUGUGUCUCUUUGCUCCAGUGGCUGGAGUCCCGAGCAUGUGAUCCACGUACUGCUGCAUGGACCAUGUAGACAGUUCAGCCUGUGUGGCUGUGGCUUGUGUGCCAUGAGCUACCCGGUGAUGGUCCCGGCUCAGUAAUGCCCCAGCCCAGGAAGGUUGCUGGGGCACAGGCCCGCCCUCUGUGCUGCGUGGGCGUCCAUCAGUGCAGUGUGCUUGUUCUCAGAGAAAAAAAAUAAACGCUAGGACAGGAAGCUGGA